AUGAGAUAGGAGGAUCCAUUUGAACAAGAAAUAGUCCUUUAUUAAUAGACAAGAAAGGUAAAUUUUGAUAAAAAUAAAGAGUUUAAAAAGGAUGAAAAAUUAAUCUUAAGAAUUAUAUGUUGUUUCAAAAUAAUGGCUUCGACAAUGGAAAUAUUAUGUAGAAUAUAUUGAAGGGAUAGCUACAAAUGAACGAAGGGAAAAAGUAUUAGAUUCUUUGAUUAAUUAGCCUGGAGCAUUAAAUUGUGAAUUAAAAUCAAAUGAGAAUUUUUUAUUAAAAUAUCCUGGAGAACAUCCUUUUAAUUAGAAAAUUAUAAAAUUACAGUCAGAGGAUUAUGUUUUAGUAUUAAAUCAAUUUUAAUUAUGAAAGGUUAAUAAAUUAAUGAUAAAUGAGUGGAAAAGAAUAUAUGGUGCAGAUUUGAUUAUAUUAAAAUAUGUACAUUUCAAUUAGUCAGGUAUUCCAUCAUUAAAUGUUAAUUUAUUAAGAGUAAAUUUAAAUUAUAUAACUAGUAACCAAUAUAUAUCAAUAUAAAAAAUCCAAAAAGAGGUUUACUUUAAGUAGAUGAAGGUUGCAUAAUAAAAUUAUGGAUUAAGUUAUUAAUUGCAGCAAUAAAAAAUGAAUUCUAAAUAAAUGUUGAUAAUAUAAGAUUAUGGAAACACAGGCAUUUUCAAGCAGAUUAUGCAGUUAAAUAGUUGGAAGAUCAUAAUGGACGCUUUAAUGGGGAUAUUUUAGAUGAAAAUCUUACAGUUGGAUCUUAUAAAGCUGAUCUUAUUAUUAUUGAUAUUUAAAUAGAUGGAAAAUGGUAAUAUGAUUAAUUAGAUGUUAAAGUAUUAUUAUUUCUAAUCUUAGAUAGUUUGUUAUGAAGAAUUUAAAUACUUACAUGAAAAAGCUUACAAAGGAUGUGGUAAAUUCUUUUGUGAUAGAAAUUAUUGUAAAAGUAAUCCAAAUUUUUCAUAAAUUGGAUUUGAUAAGAAAACACUAUAAAAUUUUCUUAUUCAAUAGUUUAAGGAGGACUCAAUAGAUUGGAACAAUGUAUGCUGGAAUCAAAUUAUAGAAUAAAAACCUAUAUAAUAAAUAGAAGGAGACAUAGUUGUUACUAUAAGUGCAUUAUCUAAUUUUCCUAACAGUUUUGGAGCUUCCUUCCUUCUUAACUUUAAUAAUUCUUAUGAAAUGAUUAAUUACAAUAAUUCAAAUCCAGAAUUGAAUUUGUAAAUUAUUUACUAAGUAAAUGAAGCAAUAAAUGUAAAAAUUCUUAGUUAAUGGAUGGAGAACCUAGUUUCGAACAAAUAAGAAAAUAUUUAUUUUGUUCGAUCUAUAAUAAUAAUAAUGCAUUUUACAUACUUUAAUGAUUUAUUGCAUUAAGAAAAGAACCUAAUUUUAGAAGCUCUUUUGACCUUAAGUAAUUAAGAUAAAUAGUUAUUGUCUGAAUAUCUAACAACUUUACCUGAUGAAUAUUAUAUUAGAUAUAUAUAAACUACAAUAGAAACUACAGGGGUUUUCUUAAAAUAAUAAUCAUAGAAAUAGAUUCAAUUAUUAAAAAAAACAGAAAUAUAAUUCGUUAAGUAGAGGUUAGAAUUUUUACAGGUAUUUUACAAAUCUAAUAAAAUUUUGAAAAGGUUGAAUCCUAUAAAAUUUUAGAUUGCAGAAAUUUCUAAAUUAUAUCCAAAAUAUGGCGACUAAUUAGAAUAUUUCUAAUUUGAUAGUUAUAUUAAAAAUGAUUUAGAAAAAUACUAUUUUACAUUUUGUUAAUAUCCAUGGGUUAUACCAUUAGAAUUUAGAAGUGAUAUUUUAGCAAUUGAUUCUAGAAUAAACUAAUUAAGCUAAUAUGACGGCUUUUAAAUAUUAUAAGAACCAUUUUUAUAUCUGAAGAUUGAUCGAAAUGAUGUUGUAAAAAGUGCCUUAGAAGCGCUGUCAAGAGAUAAUAUUAAUUUAAAGGCAAGACUUCAAAUUGUCUUUUAAGGAGAAUAAGGAUAUGAUCAAGGUGGAUUAGCAAGAGAAUUUUUCUCAUUACUAAUACAAAAAUUAUUUGAUUUGAAUUAUGGAAUGUUUGUUCCAAAAAAUAAUAACACUAUUUUAUGGUUUAAUAAACACAAUAUGGAAAUGCCCAUUAAAUAUGAAUUAAUAGGAAUGAUUUUGGGAUUGGCAUUAUAUAAUCAAGGUAUAAUAUAGUUAUUUAAUUAGUGUGUCUUGAUCUUUAAUUUCCAUAGGUUGUUUUUAAGAAAUUGAUGAAUGAACCUACAUGUUUUGAAGAUCUAAAAGAGUUAGAUCUAGAUCUUUAUAAAGGUUUAAAUACACUUGAUGAAUAUGACUAAAAUAAUAUUGAAGAUGUUUUUUCUCUAAAUUUUACUAUCAAUGAAGUUGCCUGGGAUAAUAUCAAUUUAGUUGAAUUGCUUGUAUUUUUUUUUAAGAUUAAUUUAGCCAAAUGGUACUUAAAUAUUAGUAACAUAAUAAAAUAAACAUGAAUAUAUUAAAUUAUGCACCAACUACUAUUUGAAUGAGUCAAUCAAAAUUCCUUUUUAAUCUUUUUAAAAAGGUUUUUGGAAAGUUGUAGAAGGAAAUGGAAUUAAAUUAUUUUCGGGCUCUGAAUUAUAAUAAUUGAUAGUUGGAUAACAACAUUUUAAUCUUUAAGAAUUAGAGGACUCUACAGAAUAUGAUGGGUUUGAAAAAAAUUCUUAAUAUAUUAGGUAAAAAUUGAAAAAUAGUUUUUUAGAUCCUUUUGGGAUUUUCUACGUUCAUUAAAUGAAGAUUUAUAAAAAAGAUUUUUGUUUUUUUGCACUGGUUCUGAUAGAAUUCCUGUUGGUGGCUUGAAAUCUUUAAAAUUUUAAAUUUAAAAACAUGGAGAAAGUAUUACUUAUAUUUAUAAUCACAGAUUCUGAAUAAUUGCCAUCAGCUCAUACAUGCUUUAAUGUAUUUUUAUUACCUUAAUAUGAUUCAAUAGAGAAAAUGAUAAUUAAACUUUAAAUUGCUUUGUAAAAUUGUGUAGGAUUUGGUUUAAUAUGACUUUUGCCG
Molecule: messenger RNA, 3007 nt
Organism: Paramecium sonneborni
Lineage: Eukaryota; Ciliophora; Oligohymenophorea; Peniculida; Parameciidae
Source: the annotation of a GenBank genome assembly